AUGGCGGUAUAUUCAAAUCAGCUGAAUCAAACACAGGACCUCCUUAGUCAGGUAAGCUUUCCUCAAAACUUGGACGGCAAGAUUUAUUUCUCUUUUUCCCAAGUACAAGGAAAAUUUUAAUAUCCUUUAGAACUGUUAAUUUGAUUGCACACUAAAGGAGAGAAACUUGCGUUUCAUUAUAUUCGAUCGGUAGGAAUUGUCGAAACUGGAGAACUGUGGAGAAUCGACAAGGCAGGUAAGACAAUUCUGAUUGCUGUGCUUGAGAUCGAUGACUUAUCCUAAGCGAGUAACGACUGAACGCAUUUACAAAACAGCAACAACGUACUGCAAAAAUAUUAAAUGAAACACCGUUAGUACUGAUUUAUUGAAAGUCACAGAUGAAGGAUAGGAUUAUUCUGAUUUAACACUUUUUAACAGAAUGAAUAAAACAGCUUGUGAACAUAAUUUUUUCAGCUCUUAUAUGACAAGUUUUUCUACGCUACAGGACCGCUACUCCCUACUUAAAGUUUACUUUGAGAGUUUGAUCGACCAGCACUCAACAUACAGGGAUCUGCUUUCCAGGAUAAAGGUACAGGAAGUUAUCAGCACAAAUCAUUGACAUAUUAGAUGAAACACCUCAGGUACAGAUCUAUUCAAAAUAACAGAAUGCGACGAAGGAUUGUACCAAUGUAGUUCUUCCAGAAAGAUGAAUAUGUGGAAUGACUUUAGAACGACAUGAAACAGCAGAUUACGGCUGGACUGAAAACAAGGGGCGGUUAUUGUGCCGAAUGUAAGGAGCCCAGUUAGCGCCAUCUCGUAUUUCUCAUCAGUUUUUUUUUAAUUUUUUUUAUUUUUUUAAUCAACUCAACUUUAUUUUUCACGACCUCAGUUUUUUCCUAGCACGACUUAAACAUUCCGGCACGGCUUAAACAUUCUGGCACGACUUUAACUUUCCGAUAUGACUUAAACUUUCCAGCACGACUUUAACAUUCCGGCACGACUUUAAUAUUCCGGCAUGACUUUAAUUUUCCGGCACGACUUUAAUUUUCCCGCACGACUUUAAUUUUUCAGCACGACUUUUUUAUGGUAUGACCUUUCACUUUUUCAACCGCAAGACUCGACAUAACAAUCAACGCGGCAAUGGCCUGUUGUCCAGGGCAUACAUUAUUAAGAGCAGCGAGGCAUAUUAGGUUUCAAAUUGUUUUUAUAAGGCUUUUGGGAUUAUGGUUACUACCCCAUUUCCAGAGUCCCUUCUGUCAUAGUCUCCCUUUCUGCUUCAAGGUGGCAUUGAGAGGAGAGACCCAGGAAUUGUGAGGUAACCUACAUGUAGCUGGAUUCUUCUUUUCCAGAUGUUAUUUUUCACAGUUAUAUCAUUUUGACAGUUAGAAAUUAUAAAAAUUACCCAACGAAGAUCUGAGUUAUUAGUGCCAAAAGUAAAAAUUAUAGGAUUACAAAUAACAACAAUUUUUAGAAGAAGCCCAGGUUGCAAGAUAUGCUCUACCUCUUACAUGACUUUCUAAGACUUCAUGCCUUCAUCUUUUAAGAUUUUUUUUUAUGAGAUAUUGUGUGGCCCCUCCAAUGUGAUUGCACCUGUUGCUUGCUCCUCUAUCAACAGUAAUAUACACAAAAAAUUUAUCUAAGAGAGGGAAAAAAUUAUUUCAUUCAAACUCCUGUUCAAAGCAACAAUAAAGAGGUCCUGUAGAUAAUCAAAUAGAUUAUCAUAACAUUUUUCAUAGUAAAAGAGCCUCAUUUCACAACUUGAAUGAAAUAAAUAUUAUGGUGACCAGCUGAUAAUACUUGAGUGACCAAACAAUCCUUGCCGUGAGCAGCAAAUUAAGCAGUUGCAGAUUGAGAAGAAAAAAAAAAGAAAAAAGAUAAGUUAAAAACUGAUCUUGAUUUAUUUUUUAUGGGCACCUUUCUCUCAAAUUGGAGCUUACUUGGGAGUUUCUUGUGUUAAUAAUUACAACUUCCUUUGUUACUGCAGUAACUCCAAUUGAUAUCCUGCUACUGGUUUAUCAAAUGGAGGUCAAUGCACAGUUUAAUUAAUAAGUUCUUUUUUAACUUGUAGGCAGAGUAUGAACAUUGUAUAGCUGCAUUAGAGAGAGGUCAGAGAGAGGCAGUGUAUCUGUCAGAAAAGUUAGCGGCAACUUUAAUGGAACAUCAAACAUUUAGGUAACGGGAAACAACAUCAGUUGACAAACUGAAUGUCAAGAAUAGUGAAAAAAAGAAUCAAUUUUUUGUAAAUUUCUAUUUAAACAAUGUUGAAAACAGUUGUGAUAUUUUUUCCCUUGACUCCAUCGGUAAGCCAUCAUAAACUUAAGUUGUGUUAGUUUAGCUGAAGCGAAUUAUUUCUUUCCUCAGGAACAUCAAGGCCCGUGCAGAUGAGUUAGAAUUGAAGGUUACAUUGCUUAGAAUGCAUAAUCAGAGGUUUGUGAAGCCGUGAAUGUCUUAUGAAACUACAGUAUAAAGCGGUGAAGCACCUAGCUAAUUUGAUAAGAAAGCCGGAUGAUACAAGCUGACGCUACAAAUUGAAACCCACAGAAGAAGUUCGGACGAGGUCACUUUUUAUUUCUGGCACUACCCUCGCGUUUACCUCCGCUCGACAGAAAAAAAAAGAAAACAAGCCAAAACGAAAACGAAACAAAAAGUGUCACCACGGCGACGCAUGGGGAAACAUUACCUUAAAAAACAAAACAAACUAUCCUUUCUGCUAAGAAUCUCGCCAAUGUAUCUAUCGUUUCUAAUGGGGUGACAACUUCUCUAUGGCUUCACAUGAUAAUGUUGAGUUGAAGUAAAAUCUUAAAAAUUGCCGUCGAGGUUUUCAUCAUAAGAGUACACAAAAAUUGAAAAUUUCACGUUGAUGUUCUGCAUUGGAAGGCUAAUAAAUGUACAAAGUAUUAAAACGCAUAUGCUACGUUAUUUUUUUUCUCAUUGGGUCUUUCGUUUCUCCACUUCUCGUUGCUGUUGUCGUCGCGCUUUUCUUUAAGCUUCAGACGAUGGAAGGUAGUCCUUCCCAGUUUUACCGGUUUUUUAUGUUUUAUUCAUUUAUUAAUCUAUUUAAUUUAUUAGUUAUUGUUAUUAUUCGUACUAUUAUUACAAAUACUGUUUGUUUAUGUUAUUCACCAUUGAUAAAAGUGGUUUAAAGGGCUUCGAAACAAACAUUAAAACAUUAUUUUUAUAAGUAUCUAUCACAAUUUGACACCUGUCAAUUAGAGAGCGCGUAAGAAAAAAAACGCAUGUGCUCUUUUGAAAAAACAAAGUAACUAGUUUGGCAAGGACUGUCACGACAAUGUCUCCUUCAAAACCAGUUAAUGACCUUACGGAGAGUAUUAUUCACUCUCAUCGAAGAUUAAUUAAUGUACGAAGAUUUACCGCUGUUCAGUAAGUAAAUGGCAAGGAAAGUAAUUGUAAAUAAAUUCAAAUUUUACAUUUUCAUACUUACCUGUUUGCUGCAAUGGCGAGUGUUAAUUUGGUCUUUUCUCCACAAAACUGAAUUCGAAUGAAACACUUCAACUAGACACAAGGGAGUUUAAUGCGGCUUUUUCUCAUUGAAUUCUUUCAGUUUCUGUUGUUCAAUUUACCGUAGAAAUGUUCAUAUUGAACGAACCUGGAAAGACUCACCAAAAGUGUAUUUGUUGUAGAACUCAGUGAAAACUUUGCUCGCCCUUUCACUACGAACAAAUUGUUUGAGAGAAUUCAGAUAUUACAUGAAUGAAAGAUCCAUUGAUGUUUUGAAUUAUAACCAAAUAACUCUCAUUUUAACUUUCUAGGUACUUUUUGUGAAGGAUUAAAAUUUAUUAUAGACGGUUUUUAGGCCGCUUGUCAACCGAUUUAAAGACCCUUUUUCCUAUACAUAUUAAUUUCGAAACCAAUAUUUUUCUGUUAACCAAAGUGAUUUGUGAGAGAGAAAAGAGAGGAUUAAUAAGUUAUUCAUCGGCUUGAGGUAGUGACCGACGUCUUUGCUUAAAAUAGUGCCCAGCAGGAAAAACGAGAUAAAUUUAUGAAAAAUGGAAGCGAAGGUAGGGAUGUACUUAGCGUGUCUGUGAGUAGAGAUAUUAAAAUACGGACCGCGCUAAGAACCAAUCAGAUUGCAGGAUUCAUUGCCAGGUCCUCUGAGGAAAAAAAAUAUAUUCUUGAGUAGGACAUUUUACAGUGUCUUGCUAAAAUGUUUCAUUUCUCUUAACUCGUCAGAUUGUCAUCCAGACAGAUCAGAUCAUCCGACCACUGUCGUUAUUCAUCCAGAGAGAACAGAUCGUACAACCAACGUUAUUCAUCCAGCCUUAUCUCCCCGGGUGGGUCUCAUGAAGCACGAUUUAGAAAAUACAGCGAGAAAGAAUUUCAAUUACAAAAAAAGGUGCAAGCGCUUAAAUGGUCACAACACAACUUGACUAUUGGAAUGCCGUUCAAGUUUUUUUCCAAUUUUUCUUUUCAAAAACAGCCCGAAUUUUAGAGAAAUUUCAGUCAGGAUUUUACGGAGUGACAUGAAAAACAAGGGUUCCGACACUGCAAUUUCUUGGUUAUGCACAGGCAAGAAAGCCAUGUUCAAAGGGGAAGGCAAUGAUGUAAAAAUAUCAAUGUUUUCAGGAACAACACUACUGGAACAACUACCUUCAAAUUUUUGUGCGGACGGAAAGCACACUUAAAACGUUGUUUUAAAAUGUUUUUUGGAUGUAUUCAAACGUGCCCACUGGGUUAAGGACUGCCACACGGUUCCCAAAGUAUGAUUAAGAGGACCACAAGUACGGAGGGCUUGUCUUAUGCCGCUCAUGCUCGCGUCCGCCACUAGAAAACCGCACAAACAUGACUACUCCUCUUCUGGAGGCGUUUGUUACUCCGGUAUUGAUUAAUGCAUCUUCAAGAACCGAGCUUGUUAGCAGGGUCUUUCCCUUUAAUGGUUGUUUCCAGGUUCUCUUUCAAGUUGGGAUCACUCGCUCACACCACGUUCGCGCUUUUUUCCAAGUCUGACAGUGGAAAAGUUGACAGAUACAGCAUUUCUGACCAAAAAGGUACAUAUUUUAGCUUGAUUUGCUUGUACUCCCUUUUUAAAUUUUGGAGGUUGUAUUUAAAGCUGUUUUUAUUGUUUUUUUUUUCUUCUUGCUUCGUUUUCGUGUUUUUGUUUUGUUUUUAGGGUUUUGAGUUAUGUAGGUAGUAUAUACAUGUUGUCGAACCAAAGAGGUUACUGUUCUAUUUGCUCAAUAUUUCUGAUUAUUAUACGGCUAGCUCUGCGAGUGGGUCAGGUGAAGCGAACUUUGUGUGCUUAUUGAUUACUUAAGCGAUAGAAGGAGCGUGGUUGAUAAUACACGUUUUUAUGUACGUGAUAGAUCGGUUGUACUCGUUUUAUUGGAAAAGAGGUAUGGGGGGCAAGUAUUAACAAAUAUUUCAAGUAAGGCUGAAUACAAGUGGAGCAAUUUUCAGUUUAGGUUUGAAGGAAUUUCAAAAUUGGUUCGGUGUUCCUUUCCUUCUCAUUAACUCCGUCGUUGGUCCAGAAAACUCGCUCCCUACAAGACUUAAGCUAAUCACGUCAUGGUUUCUCGUGUUUCCUCGCUGCUUGUGUUACCUAUAAAUUCUCAUUGUUUGGUUGUGAUGGUUUCCUUUGCUCUGAAUGGCUGUUAAGAUUAUUUUGGUUUUGCUUUAAAACUUGCUUUUGCUUUUGUUUUUGUUUUAGUUGGCUGACUUGAAAUCGCAAGUUGCGGUGGCGAAGCUCGAAAAUGAUACCAAGUAUGUUGACUUAACUCUAAAGAAGGUUACGAAGUAGUUAAUUGAUUGGGAGUGCAAGAAACCAUUAAAGGAUGGCAAGGGGGAAGUGAAAAAGAAAAAAAAAAAAGAAACCAGCAGGGUCCAUGAGCAAACCUGCAUCUCAGAACGUGCAGCACGCUUAGUGUUACAUGUUUGAGUUCAGACCACGUGAUCGUUUUAAGCACAACACGUUACUAUAUGGCUUUGUGUUAUUCUUAUGAACCUCCCCCCCCCCCCCUCCCCCCUCCCCUUAUUGGCAGUUAAUUUUCUAUCGUCCCCCCUUUAUACUCUGUUGGGGACUAAUGACUUACGAAAUCCUCCCCCCCCAUUAUACUCGAAGACCAUGUGAUCCCCCAAAAAUACCCCCCGACCUCAAGGAGAAAAAAGUACCGACUGGUUUCUUAAGCCCCGUUCAAACGGUCGUGAUAGGUGAUGAUAGUUUCAACUAUCACGCGCGUUUGAACACGAACUGUUAUUGGCUAUCAGCGACUAUCACCAACUAUCAUGUAUCUUGGACAUGUUCAAAUUCGAUAUGAUAGUUGCUGAUAGUUUUUUCCGUUUGAACGAUCGAUGAUGAUAAAUGAGAGUUUUCCCGUGAGCAGUUUUGCCAAAAAACGGGCUCGAACCAAAAUCGUUAAUGGUAAUUUAGCCCUCAAAUUUCGCAGAAUGCUUCGCAGUUCAUUCUUAUUAUCUCCUGGUAGGCUUCAGUAUCUUUAACUCGUAACUGCUUGACUAAAAAUUUCAAAUGCCACCAAAAUCACUGACCUCAGCGCGCGCCAUACUUGUUUACAAUUACAUGAUCUCAUUGUGUGAUUUUGUCAUCUAUUAUCAGCUAUCACGAGCCGUUUGAACGCAAAAAUUAUAGAUAAUAAUAGUGAAUGAAAGUUGAAACCAGCAACAACUAUCAUCAACUAUCAUGAACGUUUGAACGGGGUUUUAAGAAGAGCGGUUGCUUCUACUUGUUUACACUCGUUUAGAAAUAAGAACAACCUGAGUUUCCUUUUAAUCAGCACAAUGCAGGAAAUGGUUUGAACUCGGGUUUCACAUUUGAUCAUGUUGUCUGAUCGUACGAGUGAAGGGUAAUCCUGAGAAGGAACAUGUUGGUAGUGGGGACGGACAUUUCGACAGUAUUCCUUCUUAGAACUGUCCUCACGCGGACGAUCAGACUUCAUCAUCUUCGGUCUUCACAAGUUUUCUUAGUUUGUUGUUGAAUAUCGUUGAUAAGCAUAUUUUAAUUUCUCCUUUCAGAUUUGUCCCCAAAGUGAUGAAAGGUCAACUUUUCAAUCGUCUCCGCGAAAAAGAGGUGAUUUGACCUGCUAUGUUUUUACAUCUCAUUCCCGUAAAUCUUCAGGCGCGUCAAUGCCCACAAAUUCUUUUUGGCGGUGGUUUUGGCUGUUUCUUCUAACCUCCAAAAGUAGCUCCUUGUAACUUUCAUUUAUUUCAUCGUGUACAGGGUUUCAGGUAAUGGUAAUAAGACAGCUAUCAAUCUGGGUAUAUUACCCUGCAUUUACCAAUUAUUACUUGAGCACUUGUUGGAUGUGAGAUGGUAAAUGACCAACGAGGUGCGUAGCGCUGAGUUCGCUAGAACCAAUCUCGAAUCUAACAAGCGCGAAUGGAAUAACUUUUUUCUAUAAAAUUUCAUUCAAUCCUGAACGCUUGAAUAUUUGGAGCUUUAUUUUAGCUCCGCCACAGUUGGUGCAAUGCAUUUCCAUGUAAGAUGACUCGCAAUAGGAGCUGAUAACCGGAGUUAAGUGAACCAAUCAGAACCUUAAAAACGCAAUAUUCGGAGUUGAAAAUUUAGUAAUACAGGAUAACCGGCUUAGAUUGCAAGCUGUAUUGCCUUAAUGAUUAAAACUAUGCUUUCCGAGAGAGCUUCAUCUCCUCUUGUACUUUUGAUGUUUUAAGUGUGCCGAACAAAAAUAAAAAGCAAUAAACAACAGAUGUUGAUUUUUUUUUCGGUAGGCGUUAAUUUUUUUAUUGUGUUGCGCGCAAACGUAAAUAUUUGUCCUCCUCGUGGAUUUUUUUAGUCUUCUCGGAAAGGUAUCGGUAGUAUGGAUUCAUCGAUGGGUUGAGAUAUUCGUUCUUUUUAAGAGGAUAUGUCCUUUUUUCCGUAACCUAUUCCCAAGUAUUUCACGCGUUGAACCAUAUAGGUUUAAAGCUAGAGUCAUACGUUAUGCACUAUAUAGUUCAAAUAAGCUGUUAUUAGUAUAUAUUGCUUCGGUUUAUCAGAAACUGCGUGAUUGAAGACGAUAAGUUUGUCGUAGGAAAUCAAAGAUGCCCUUUUGGAAAGACGCGAUGAGCUGAAGAAGAACAUAAUUAAGGUGAAAUUUCGUCUCGCUGUCAAGGUAAAUGGAUUUGAUGACACAAACAGUUGUUCCUGUUGUUUGUUUAUUAUCGAGAUAGCUUUCCUAAGGAUGGUUGGAUAUUUACCACUUUAAAUUAUAACAUAGCUAGUAAAUUUGUCUAAUCAAAUUCAAUUGCGCGAGCGUGCUUCAUAUUCCUAUUGUGCACGCUCAUGACGUUAGCAAACAAAUCCCUCGAGAAAAAAAUUUUUCCAUCUGGUUGAAAAUGUUAUAAAACAAUUGGUUCAUACAUCAACUGUGCGUUCAUCGAGAUAUGAAGCACUUGGAAAGUUUGGAGAGCACUCAAGAAGCUAGAGUUGCUCUCGGCUACGCCUCGAGCAACUCUUACGCAUCUUUCGUGCUCUCCAAACUUCCCGCGUGCUUAAUAUCUCGAUGAAGGCACGCUGACGUAUGAACCAAUUGUUAAGCUUCAGGUAUAUUUACUUUCCUUUUUUUAUGGGUGUGUUGUUUUAUUUCUUCUUUUUUCUUUUGUUUUGUUUGUUUGUGUUAGUCUGUAUUUGUUUUUGUAAUUGUCUUGUAAACGCUUUUUUGUAGAAAUUCCUUAGUAUAGAGUUGCGCAUCCUUUCCGUGUAGUUUCCACGUGUGAGUUAUAAUAGUAAAUUAGUAAAACAGCGGUUUAUAGUAUGGCCUGAGCCUCAGUAGGCAAAUCGAUAUUAUCAUAUAUUUUCCUGCAAUUGAAACCGGUGACCUCCUCCCAAACUGCCUUGAGUUCCCAAAGUAUCCGGUACAUGACGGCCGGAGAGAUAAAUAGGGUUUCGCUUUCGAUACUAUUCAUACCUUUCUCCGUUUUUUCAAGUCUCGCACAAUUGUCAUACUAUUCAGUAAAGGACUCUUAGAAUGAUGGGCAUGAUACAAGGAAAAAUCAAUGGCUUUGAUGUCUUUUUUUUAAUAUAUCUUUCCAGUGUACCAUGCGUGGCUGUCAAGUUUGCAAAGUUUGAAGCAAAAAAGAAAAAAAACCUUUAAAAAGCUAAAAAUCAAAAAAAGAAAAACAGCCAAAUAAAAAAUCUGGAUAGCAUAUUCAUCACAAGGGAAUCAUCUUGAACUCAACUAACUAGCUAUAUCAACUAAGUCCGAUUUGAUGAAACCAUAGCAAACCAUCGUUUAUCAGUCAUGUAGCUGAAUUAAAGUCCGCUGCAAGUCGAGAGUCAAUCCGUCCGUCUGUCCGUCCAUCUUUACGUACGUCUUUCUGACAGCCCUUUUGUCCAUCGUUUGUUUUGCUCCUUCAUUCAUUCCUUUUUGCUUUCCUCUCUCCUUCUCUUUACUUUACGGUUGAAGUUUUGUUCUUUUACCAAUUAGGGAAAAGGAACCAAAACCAUUAAGGCAGGUAAUCAAAGAUCAUCUUAUUUUCGACAACUUUGCUUAGCGCUGAAGGAGACCCACAGAACAAUGGAGGAAGCAGGUAAUUUUGUCGUCUGCUGUUACUCGCACAUGAAUUGUUUUCAUGUUAUUGGUUUGUUGACGGAUAAAGUUGAUGUAAAACUUUUUUUCAUAUGCAAGGGUAUGCUUUUUCUUAAAUUGUUUCCGCUAGCUUCGUGGAGAAUACGAAACGAAAACAAUGGGAUGAUUUUUUACACGUUAUAAUGAUCUGUUAUAAAACAAAAACAACAAUAGAAUCAACAGAAGCAACGGAGUUGAAAUCGAAGCAAAACCAUGAAACACAAAACAAACGCUGAAGAAAACAAACUAUCAAACUCUAAAAACAAACAUAUUGGCUGCAAAAAUAAUUAUCUAGUGGGGUGGUAGUUGAAUCAUCUUAUCGUAUUUUGUUGUUCUAGUUAAGAAGUGUGAGGAGGAGGCGAGAGAAGAAACAAAUGAUAAACAGCAUGUUGAUAAUGCCUUAGAAGGAGUCAGUAGUUUAUCAUUGCGCGUCGAAGGAGAAGAUGACGUUAGUUAAAUGUUCUUGUUCUUGAUUAGAUAUUUUGUAAUGUUUUGUUCCAUCGUACACGUAUAAUCUCCAAAUUUAGACUAAUUUUUUCGUCUGAGGUACAUAUUCUAAUCUUGGCCUUUUCCUCUCCCCUCUCUCUUUCUUCCCUAAGGACCCGACCAAGGACCAAGAAGCAGAGUUUGUACUCGAAUACAUUGAGAACUUUUUCGAGGUUGGUUCUAGGUUCGUAAUGUGGCAAACAUUGCAUGCGUCAGUUCGGCAUUCAACGAGAUACAAAGUCUGGUUAAGCGUUAUGACCACUUAAGGUGCUGAAGUUUCUCUCAGCAGCUCCUGGUGAAAAUGUUGGCCAUAUUUCGUGUCCUAAAAAUCCUACAAAUCUCCCGUGUACUGAAUAUCUAGAUGCACACACGUUGGUGCAAAAAGCAACUGUUGAUAAAUAUACACAGAAAACUUACACCAGCACUCAAAUAAGCAUGUUGUAUUUAGUAAUUUACCGGCAAACUUUCAUUCAGCUACCUUUUUUUCUUCUGAAGAGAAGGUUGAAUCCCUAAUUUGUCACGUAUAGCUGGAGUUAUACUUCAAUAAUGCUACAUCCCAUGUUAUAAAGACAGGCACCUCCAUGGACACUUUCAAACCGUAAUUUCCCUGAACUUUACUGUCUUGAAAUUCUUAUUACUCACCGCGUGAUCCAGGUAAACUUGAACCACAUCCUUUUUCUUUAUAAAGUUAUUGGGGCACUGCUAUAUUUUACAGGUUUAUGAAGAGGGAAAAAUAGAGGAUGCUGUCAUGUUGGCUGCACAUUCCCCCAAGGUACAAAACAACGAGAUGAAGUAAUAUUUGUGUAACCGCCAGGCCUAGGGUAGCAUACCAUUCAGUCUUUUUCGUUCUUGAAACCGAAACGAUAGUAUUUAGUCAAAAUGGAAGACGCCACACCACAUCGAUCACUGACGAAUGUCACAUAAUUAUGACUAUUGUAUACGGUAGGAAUUAGUUAUAAAUAUCGUGUCAAAAAGUGUGAGGAGCAGUAACUAUAGCGUAAGACAUUUCUCUAAAAUUUUGGCCCAGAGGACGCUAGUUCAAAGACACCUACAUUUGUUUACUUCUAAGGGUGUUUUAAGGUCGAUGGAGACUCUUGCAAAGUUUGAAGAAUACGAUGCAACUCAUAUAGGCAGGUAAAAGUUACAUUUGAUGGCGUCUACUUGAAGCUAUAGAUGAAAUCCACAUUGUGCUGGCAAGUCCAAAUAAUCAAUUCUUUUAAAGAAAGAAUCGAAAAAAUUGUUGUUUCUGGAAUUUUGUGAAAUGUAUGAUGAUUUGGGAUAUAUUCUCUAACCCCGGCCGUACUAAUGUCUGCAAGUAAGUAAAUGAUUAAAAGACAUUUAGAGUUACGAUUUACAGCUCUUUUUGACGGAACAAUGUUAAACCGAAACUAUAUUUUUCAAAACCCAAACUUUAUACAGCUAAUAAAAACGACGAUGAGAACCAAGCGCAGGAAAUUAAAAAAAAAACAAAAAACAAAAAAAGCACGUCUUCGUUGAAGUUAACAUCUGUUUGGUUAAGUUUUUAAAGCUAGUUUUAAAGCGUAAUUAAGCAAAGCCAACGUAGCCCUUGAUCACAAAUUGAGCACUCAGUCAUAACUCAAUCAAGACACGCUGUAAUGGGAAAUGGUGCAGUAAUUUUUAUUGUAUAUUACAAUAAUUAAUCAUGCUCUUUGCUAUUUUCAUCGGUCAUAAAUGGCCCAUUUCCGAAUUACCAUUGGCCUCUUUUUCACGUGCAAAUGAAUUUCAUUUUCACGCUAAUGGUUGAACGCCAGGCCUCGUUUUGAAAGAGGUCAAAGGUAAUUUGGACAUGGCCUAUUCAUUGCAUUUUGUUGAACCUUCUUUAUCAUUCAGUUCAGUUUUGAUGUCCUACUGGGAAGCUCUUCUUCCAACAGUUAGCACUGGCUGUAAAAAACCAUCUCAGUGGGAAACUUUGGAGUGUGUCAGAUGUGUCUUAGCGAGAGGUGCGUUAAAAAGGCAACCUUGUUGACACUAGCGUCCCUCAAUCGGCACGUUUUCGUGCGUCAUCGAUCUUUGUUGCAGGGCAAUAUAAAUAUCUCUUUGGAAAUCGCCUUGGUGUGUUAUCCUUUGUUAGGAAACUGAAGCGUUAUACAUUGACCUGAAAGGACUUGCAUGUUCGUUACUCGCUGAUUAUUUGGUUCUAAACGGAAAAGGAGAAACGAGACAGCAACCCCUUUGGAUGCAGAACACUUAGCUCUCUUACCUCAGGAAGUUGGCCCUAGUUUCUUCUCCUUUAUGCCCCCCUAGUUUUUUAAUUCAAGCUUCAGAUGGCAUGUUGAUUAGUAAUGGUAAUAGGUACGAGUGGAGUCCAAUUCGCUGUAAUAAUUCGCGGUCGUCCGAUUUUGUUAAUCACGUGUAUGAUUACAGACAGAAUUGAACGAUACGAAGUCCUGCCACCAAUUAAUCAUAAUCGUUACAAUUUCCGAAAAAAAAAAACAUUUAGGAGAGACAAUGCCUAGAGUAAAAAUACUUAUAUUUUGGAAAUUCCCCAUUUUUUUCAGGAUAAGUGCUUGUUGCUAUGAUUAUUGUGAUCAAAUCUGUGAUUUGUGAAUUUAGCUGAGUGGACUUAGUUUGAUUGGCUGCUUCAACUGUCCGAUUACAGGUGUCCGAUUACAGCCAACUGUCCUAUUUCACUGAUCGAUUAUAACUGUACAGAAUGGUUAGAGAAAAAUUAGGCAGCAAAUGCACCAAUCACAUUUGAGGAAAUUGUGAUGAUCACAGUGGUUCUGAUAAAUCUCGUAACAAUACCUGUUCCGUCUCCUUAUUGUCUCAUUAAUAAUUGUGUUGUCACUUAUUAUUAUUUUUUCUCAUUUGCUAUACUAGGGAGAACUGAUCUCCUUACUCACUGGAUUGCACAGAAUCAGGUAAACCAAGAAAACCGAACUUUUUUUUUUAAUAAUUUGGUGAUGAGGUCGAAACUCUCUCGCAUGGUACUUGAUGAGGGUGAAGCCCUAGUCAACUAUCCACAUGGUUACCGGUCACCUCGCCACCAAGCAGACUCGCCACCAGCGAACUCGCCACCAAGGAACGAUCUCGCCACCAACGUACUCGCCACCAAGCGAAGUCUUCUCGCCACCAACCACCAAUAAAGAGAUAAACUAGAAUAAAGAAGUCGAGGAGAGUAGGAUGUUCGAACGAGCACAAUUCAAAUCGGCCGAUACGUUUGUGCGCUUGUCUGUAUUUAAAUUAUGACCUUCAGCGACGUGUUAGAUGUGUUCCGUUCCUAACUCAUUGACAUCGAAACGUAUCGUGUUUGCACGUAAGCGAGGAGAAAUUGCAAAACUCGAUGCGAGGAAUAAAAACUUACUUGAGAGAAAAUGAAACUUCAUGAGAAGAAAUAAGUGAUGAAAUGAAACUCGAUAGCAGUUGUAUUAAAACUAAAUGCAAGAAAUUGUCAAGUCGGUGCGAGAAAUUGUAAGCGUCGAUGGACUGAAGCUUUCCUAAGGCAACUACAGUUGUUUCCCAAGUAGAGUUAAUAGUUCGAACCCAGCGAACAAACUUAUCGGUUUCGAACGUGCUUUCGACAACAUACGUUUAUAAAGUUUGAGUACAGACAAGCGAACAAACUCAUCGGUUUCGAACGUGCUUUCGACAACAUACGUUUAUAAAGUUUGAGUACAGACAAGCGAACAAACUUAUCGGUUUCGAACGUGCUUUCGACAACAUACGUUUAUAAAGUUUGAGUACAGACUUAUCAGCUGAACAUCCUACUGUCCUCGACUAAUCUCUUUAUUGGUGGUUGGUGGCGAGAAGACUUCGCUUGGUGGCGAGUACGUUGGUGGCGAGAUCGUUCCUUGGUGGCGAGUUCGCUGGUGGCGAGUCUGCUUGGUGGCGAGGUGACUGGAUACCAUCCACAUAGAAUUAACGAUUAAUGCUGUUUAAGUUUAAAUCCAAUAGCUGUUUAAAACUAAGACUUGACAGCAAGACAAGCUCUUUUUUAUGUACUUUUUUUACUACUAGUUUUUUCUAUUACAACCUGCAGUGUAAGGCUGCUCAAUAUCACGGAAUCGAUAAGAGAACAAAAGGACCCUUAUUCUCUCCUGAUAGCAAGUAGCGUUGCUUAUCAAAUUGCAGCUUUUGUAACGGAGUGAUAGCACAGUUUUACACUUGUUUGUUGGCCGAUUAGCGCUAACCCAGGGUUAAGUUUUAAUCUGGGUUACUUUAUUUCUUUCUUUCCAAACUAAAGCAGCCACACCCAUAAUGAUGUCCUUAAAAAGAUAGUUUCUACGCUAUUUUGAUUGGUUAAUUGCUCUGUAAUUUAUGCUGUGCCUUUCUUUUUGACAGUUAACUCUCUCUGAAGAGGCUGGAAGACUAAUAUCUGAAGCUUGCAGAUGCCCG
Pocillopora meandrina is the source of this 14357-nucleotide messenger RNA. Lineage: Eukaryota; Metazoa; Cnidaria; Anthozoa; Scleractinia; Pocilloporidae. The record is from the annotation of a GenBank genome assembly.